UGUGCUUCUGGGUUAGGGUGGGUUUUUUUCUCUCUAUUUCGUAACGUGUUUUAGCAUAUAUGUGCUAGUACAGGUGUUUGUGUCUUUUUACCUCUGCGGUGUAGCUAAUUGGAGCUUUUUUUUUUUUUAAACUAACCUUAUUCAAACAGUGAUACAACUGAUCGUACACGUAGCUAGCUAACGUUAAAUCCAUAAGUUACCUGUAUAACAGAAGCUAACGUUAGCUUGCUAUCGACAUAGUUAGGUUUUUGUAUCAACGUUAGAAUGGGUGAGGAAACUAUCGACAACCCCAUUAACACAGGCAGUGGAGCCGCUAAUUACACCAAUGUUGAGGGAAAUGGCGAAACAGUAGAAUGUGGUGUAAAAUAUUACACAUUAGAAGAAGUGAGAUCGCAUAAUGUGAGCACUGACACAUGGCUCAUCAUCCACGAUAAAGUGUACGACAUUACAGGUUUCCUUGAAGAGCAUCCGGGAGGCGAGGAAGUUUUGCUGGAGCAGGCAGGUGCAGACGCAACAGAGAGUUUUGAGGAUGUGGGUCAUUCCACAGAUGCCAGGGAGAUGCUCCAGCAGUACUGCGUUGGGGAGCUUCACAUGGAUGACAGAAAAAAGGAGAACGCAAAGGAUGAAGAUGCAGAGAACUCAGGGGAGUUCAGCCACUUCUGGACAGCGUGGUUGAUGCCAGCUAUUGUUGCAGUGGUCGUUGCUGUCAUGUAUCGCUACUACUACGUGUUUGAACACAAGUCUUCUUGAGUGCUGGCAACCUGUUUCCAUCUCAUUCUUUUCAUCUGGAUGCCUUGAAAUGUUUGACCAAAACCUCCUCGCACUGAAAGCACACAGCAGUGUCUGCGUCCUCUGCAACAAGAAGAGGGAAGCAGUUUGAUAAAGUGCUUUAGUCCUUGUCCCGUCUACAUAGAGUGCACCAAACAGACAGUUGGCCAGAGACUUUAAGUUAUCUGCCUUUAGUUUCUUUGUAUUCCAUUGUCACUAUGCACGUUGUCAUUAAUGUUUAACGUUGUCUUUAACUUAAAGUUUCAUAUGCAUUUGACCCAUUUUAGUCUGUAUGUUUAUUACCCAUUUUCCUGCUCAGAUAAAGGUUAUGUGAACAGCCUGGUAUACAAACACCAUCAUUACACUGAUAGACAAAAUGGAAACAUUGAAUGAGAUCUUAGGAUGCAGAAUGGUGAUGCCGUCAAGGUAAUGGUUAACCGUGACCAUUCUACUUUUUUACACUGAAUUAUAACUUCCAAUGCAUUUCUUUAGCAGUUUUUACUGCUACCUUAAUGUCAAUAAGAAUCAGGAGUUCAUUUCAUUCACUACUUGCUGCACAAUCCUAGUUAAGCAUUUCUUUAUUGCAUUUAUCACUUGUUGUAAUGGUUGUAAAUGCAAAAUCUUUCCAAUUAUGAAAUUGCGGUGUCAAACUAUUCUGUCUGUUCUUUUUGAAAAUAGUGAGUUAUAUUGUAUCAGUGAUUAUUUAAGGUAGAAUGUAUUCUGACUUGUCUCAUUUUUCUACAGUUCUGUUAUCAGGAGCUUGUGUAGAUGGUCAUACUGCCUGAUCUGAUGUGAAUAUAAAUGUAUGUGGUAUGUAGUUAUAAUACCAUAAUGUUUUAUUACCCAGAUACAAUAGCUGACAGUGAAUGACGAGUGAAUACCCUGAAGAAUAUAGUGAAGAAAUAUUUGUUAUUCGACAGUUCCGUUUUAAAAUCUUAAUGUUCCUCACUA
Molecule: messenger RNA, 1719 nt
Organism: Perca flavescens (yellow perch)
Lineage: Eukaryota; Metazoa; Chordata; Actinopteri; Perciformes; Percidae
Gene: cyb5b
Product: cytochrome b5 type B
Exons: 5
Coding region: 265-750 (161 amino acids)
Cellular component (GO): intracellular membrane-bounded organelle; membrane
Molecular function (GO): heme binding
Source: RefSeq, a predicted model, not a curated record